AUGAACAUGAUUGCAAUGCGCAUGAGUCCUGUGCCGGUCAAGGCGAUGAUCUCUUCACGUUCUUCUUCCUCUUCCAAGACGAAGAAGAUGACGAUGAAAAAUUCUUCCUCCAUCGCGAUGAAGAAAAGAGGCAAUAACGUUAUUCCAUCGGCAACGGCUUCCGAUUGGGAUACGUUCUCCGUUUUCUUACGAAAGCAGUGCGAAGCCGCCGCGAAGGAAGGCACCGAUUCUAAAAAAUGGGACGACGUCCGCGCCAUCAACUCUGAUGCAAAGUCCGUGUACUAUCAAAAGUUCCCAUCCGCCUCGGCAACGAGUUCUUCGAGUACAGAAGCUGGCUCUGCGAUGGACUCGGGCAUGGAUGAGUUUUGCGACGGUAACGAAGACGCCGCAGAGUGCAAGGUUUUCGAUUAA
Molecule: messenger RNA, 411 nt
Organism: Bathycoccus prasinos
Lineage: Eukaryota; Viridiplantae; Chlorophyta; Mamiellophyceae; Mamiellales; Bathycoccaceae
Exons: 1
Coding region: 1-411 (136 amino acids)
Source: RefSeq, a predicted model, not a curated record